Neltuma alba is the source of this 2092-nucleotide messenger RNA. RefSeq names its product serine/threonine-protein kinase GRIK2. Gene Ontology annotation, cellular component: cytoplasm. The transcript is spliced from 14 exons. NCBI's taxonomy places the organism in Eukaryota, Viridiplantae, Streptophyta, Magnoliopsida, Fabales, Fabaceae. Gene Ontology annotation, molecular function: ATP binding; protein serine/threonine kinase activity. Gene Ontology annotation, biological process: protein phosphorylation; intracellular signal transduction. The record is from RefSeq and is a predicted model, not a curated record. The coding region runs from base 463 to 1674 and encodes 403 amino acids.
AGGGUUUUUAAUUUUUUGAUUGUGGAUGCUCUUUAAUUGUUGGAUUGACCGGAGGCUUGCGAUUGCACCUGGAGUCGGGAUUUUGAAUUUCGCUCCAAAGGCCGCCGACCGUGUUGGAAUUUUAGGCCUUUUGGAGGCGGGAAGACUCGUGUUUAGUUGUUUCAGUUUCUCAUCCUCGCCCAGAAAAACGAGGUCAACGAAUUGUUGUUUGGAGAUUGGGGGUUCAGCCGGCACCUAUUGUUAUAAACUGGAGUUUUCACAAUGUUGGAUGUGAAUCAUAGUCGGGUUAACAUAUCUAGCCCUUUUUUCCACCUAGCUGAAUGGCAUCCUUUAGAAUAGCGUCGCUUAACAGGGCUUGAAGCCCUCUCCUCCCUCUGAAAUCAGGGUCAGCAGAGAAUAUAGCUGUUAGGUGUUUUCUUUGGGCGUUUGAGGACAUAUAUACGGCUGAGUGUUUAGGUCUGAAUGUUCAAAAAGGGUUUCUCUAUUGCAACAGCGAUGGGCUGCUGUGGUUGCUUUGGUUUCAUAAGAAAAUUCAAACAGCGCAGAAAUCAGUCUGGCAAUAAGAGUAGUCUCUCUCAGGAGCCAUUGUUGGAUGAAACUGAAGACAGAGAUGAUGAUGGAUCCUAUAACGGUGAUGUUACUGACACCAUCAGUGGAGACGAUAGUGAAGUUCCAAUUUGUGCCAAACGUUCUGAGGAAAUUUUGAUGAUGAGAGAAGAGAAAGAUAUGAUUUGUAGGCAGUUUCCUGUUAAGGAAACUCACAAAGUUGUUCGCGCAGAGGAUGAAAAUGGUAACAAGAUGGUAAAUGAAUAUGUUCGGGAGUACAAGAUUGGUUCUGGUAGUUAUGGGAAAGUGGUUUUAUACCGAAGCCGUGUAGAUGGAAGGCAUUAUGCAAUCAAGGCCUUUCAUAAGUCUCAUUUACAGAAGCUUCGAGUCGCACCCUCAGAGACUGCCAUGACUGAUGUUCUGCGGGAGGUACUCAUCAUGAAAAUGCUGGAACAUCCUAACAUAGUCAAUCUCAUUGAGGUGAUUGAUGACCCAGAAUCAGAUCACUUCUACAUGGUACUUGAAUAUGUAGAAGGCAAAUGGGUUUGUGAGGGUUCAGGUCCUUCUUGUAGCUUGGGUGAGGAGACUGCUAGGAAAUACUUGCGUGAUAUAGUUUCAGGAUUAAGAUACCUUCAUGCUCAUAAUAUAGUGCACGGGGAUAUUAAACCUGAUAAUCUGUUGGUUACACGUCAUGGUACGGUAAAGAUUGGGGAUUUCAGUGUCAGCCAGGCUUUUGAGGAUGACAAUGAUGAGCUUCGCCGGUCACCUGGGACACCUGUUUUCACUGCUCCAGAAUGUUGCUUAGGCCUUACCUAUAAUGGUAAAGCUGCGGACACUUGGGCAGUUGGAGUUACUUUGUACUGCAUGAUUUUGGGUGAAUACCCAUUUCUUGGAGACACACUUCAAGACACUUAUGACAAAAUUGUCAAUAAUCCUUUAGUGCUCCCCGAUGAUUUGAAUCCCCAAAUAAGGAACUUACUGGAAGGAUUACUUUGCAAAGAUCCAAAUCAUCGGAUGACAUUGGAUGAUGUUGCACAGCAUAGUUGGGUUAUUGGAGAUGAUGGGCCAAUUCCUGAAUAUUUGUGUUGGUGCAAACGCAAGAGAUUAGGAGCAGAAGACUUGAAAUAGCAGCAACAUAUUUGCCUGACCUAUACUGACUUUUUAUCUCGUUUAUGUACAUUGAAAAAGCCUGGACUUGCCCUCUUACUCUAUGGAGUCUUUUAUGGUUGGAGGGACAGACUUCCAGGAACUCUUCAUAUGACUCAUUCUGGCUGGCAAUGGCAAGGAAGGAACGGGAGAAAUGAUUGUUCGUUUUUGUUAUGAAAUUUGUAUAUAAGAGACUUCAUGAUUCUAUUGUUGCAUUUGUCAAGUUUUGAGUUCGAGUACUAUCUGUAUCCGAGCGAAAUAUUGAUUUUAUCUUGUGUUAUAUGCCCCCCUAGUUACGCAUUUCCAUUUGCUCAAAAGGACAAGUUACAGUAUUAUUAUUAGUGGUUGGUUAACAAUAUGUUUAGUGAAUUUUCAUGAGCACAAUUUAACUGUCAUUCCC